AUGAGGGAUCAGUUCGUUUGGGGUUUAAAAAACAAAAGCGCUGCAGAAACGGUUAUUAAGAGAAAAAGAUUUCACAUAAUUUCAGCAGGGAUGAACGAGUCGACCAAAAAAGCAGAGCAGAUGUCUAUAAAUGUCAUCAGGGACAAGAACCGUUGUAGGAAUGGCUGCAGUGGAUCUUCGGAAAAGCAAACGGGCAAGAGUUUCCAAUGUAUGCGCUGCGGGAAAAAUAAUCUCAGUCCAGUCACUUGCAAGUAUAAAGCGUAUAAAUGCAACAGUUGUGGUAAUGUAGGACAUCUAUCAGGUAUGUGUAAAACGAAGAUUUUCAAUUCUGGUCAAGAAAAAACAAACAAUGGCAAACCUAUGAAGCAAAAUUUUAAUAAACAAAAUUUUUUAGAAGAAAGUGAAAGUUUAGUCGACGAUUUCGAAAGAUUAUUCAAAUUGGAGGACAUCGUCAAAGUAAACGGUAUUAAACCUUUCGAAACGAAAUUAAAGUUAAAUGGUAAUAUUGUUAAUUUUGACAUAGACACGGGUUCUCCAGAGACUAGAUAUAUAGUUUAAAUUUGGAAUUUAAAAAGUGGCUUGGAAAAUAAAAUUAAAAGUAUUGUAACUUAUUUUAAAAAAUGGUCAAAGCAACAUAUGAGUUGCGUCGUUUUCAACUAGCUGAAGGAAAAAUAGAGGGAACGUUACUGAAGCUGAAGCAAGAGGAUGAAGCGUGAUGGUACACCAUGUACUAUAUGUUGGAACGUUUCAUUCUAAUGGGGCCAUGGGUCAGUUCUGUUUUGCUUAAUAUGUCUGGUGGUUAGUCAAUGUUACUGCAGCAGGAAAUAGAAACUCUUAAAGAAGUGAUGUAUCUCCUGAAACCCUUUGAACAAGUUACUAAGGAAUUCUGCACAGAAGAUGUGACGUGUAGUAAAGUAAUUCCUAUUGUCCAUUGCCUGAAAGUAGCUGUAGAGAAAAAUAAUCCUGAAUCAGCAUGUGAUUGUUACAGAA
Messenger RNA from Leptopilina heterotoma, 990 nucleotides. RefSeq lists its product as uncharacterized. The record is from RefSeq and is a predicted model, not a curated record. Bases 1 to 558 code for a protein of 185 amino acids. The transcript has a single exon. NCBI's taxonomy places the organism in Eukaryota, Metazoa, Arthropoda, Insecta, Hymenoptera, Figitidae.